Messenger RNA from Aegilops tauschii subsp. strangulata, 1421 nucleotides. The record is from RefSeq and is a predicted model, not a curated record. NCBI's taxonomy places the organism in Eukaryota, Viridiplantae, Streptophyta, Magnoliopsida, Poales, Poaceae.
CCGCCGCCGCCAGUGCCGCCAGCGACUGCCUGGGCGAGGGUGGUCAGAUCCGGCGGGGUGGUCCGUCUCGGCGCCAUCUUCAGGAUCCCUUCAGUCUCUCUCCUCGUCGCCGGGCGCCCUUGCUGGGUCGACGAGCCAGCCUCCGCCCGCCAUUGCCGCGCCAGCGAUCCAUCCGCCGCCUGCCAUUACCGCACGGACGAGCCAGCCGCCGCCCGCCAUUGCCGCACGGACGAGCCAGUCGCUGUCCGCACUUGCUGCACCGGACACUCCCCCAUUCUUUCCCCACAUCAACGCCAGCCAGGAGCGAGUGAGAUCAGCUCUUGUUGCCGCCAUCUGAUGGUUGUCGUCGUGAUCUUCGGCUGCGGUGGUGCACUUCCUUGUGUAUAACGAGACAGUGGGGUUGUCACCCCAUAAUCUUGGUGUCGGCUCCCACGACUGCCUUCUUGGUUACCACCACUCAGAUGGAUAGACGUUGGAUUCAUGGUACAUUGUUUUCCCGUGAGUACAUCGAAGGUGUCAAAGAAUUUAUGAAUUUCAUUCAAGAGAAAUUCAGCGAGGAUGAUAAAAUACUUUGCCCAUGUAGAAAAUGCCUUAAUCAUCACUACCAGCAUCAGACCGUUGCGAACACGCACAUACUGACGUAUGGCAUGGAAAGUACGUAUACUCGCUCGAUAUAUCAUGGAGAAGACUUUGAUGUAGAUGUUAUUGAACAUCCUGUUGAUGUGCAUGAUACCGAGGAUGGUGACAAUGGCGCUGACCGGUUUGAAGAGAUGUUUGAAGACCUACGCACAACCGUAGAACAAGCUCAGAGUGAAACUGAAAAUCAAGAUGCUAACAAUGGUGGAAACCCUUCUGAGAAUGAGUCUUUUUUGAAGAAUGUGAUGAAGGAGGCAAACCGGCAGCUUUAUCAUGGUUGUACCAAGUUUUCAAGGUUCUCCUUUGUGGUUAAGCUUCUUCACUUGAAGUCAUACCAUAGGAUCCCGAAUAGUGCAUUUACUGAAAUUUUGAAGCUAUUAGCUGAAGCAUUCCCUGAACCCAAUACGCUCCCAAAAUCGUAUAAGGAAGCAAAGAAUCGUCUAAAGGAAUUAGGCCUUGGGUAUGAGUCUAUACAUGUGUGCUUCAAUAAUUGCAUUCUGUUCAGAAAGCAAUAUGCCAAUCAUGACAACUGCCCAGUUUGUGGACUGUCAAGGUGGAAAGACCCUGCUAGAAAGAAGAUUCCACAGAAAGUGUUGAGGCAUUUUCCAUUGGUGCCUAGGCUAAAGAGGAUGUUUCUUUCCAAAAAAGGUGCAGAAGAAGCACAAUGGCAUGAGCUAAAGAGGCAACCCAAUGAGAAGGAACUGAGUCAUCCAAAAGACGGUGAUGCGUGGAAAGAUUAUGACGGUUUACCUCGGCCCGUCACUAGUACCGUCACCGAUUUGUAA